Pocillopora damicornis (cauliflower coral) is the source of this 864-nucleotide messenger RNA. Its product is annotated as glycine-rich cell wall structural protein 1.8-like. The record is from RefSeq and is a predicted model, not a curated record. NCBI's taxonomy places the organism in Eukaryota, Metazoa, Cnidaria, Anthozoa, Scleractinia, Pocilloporidae.
AGAAGAGGACGCUUUGGCACUAUACAGACGUUCACUGUUCCACGGACCACCCGCUAUCUCAUCAAAGCCUGGGGUGCACGGGGAGGAGCACAUUCAUACGAUUAUGGAUACCUCCCAGGAACAUAUUAUGGUGGAAAAGGAGCGUUUAUAGAAGGCAAGUUCAGACUGAAUAAUGGAACGGUCUUAAAUAUUGUGGUGGGACAAAGAGGAGGGGAUUCGGUUGAAGUAAGAGGAGGAAAAAGCACAAAAAAAACAGCAGUUCAUCUAGGAGUGUCCGUGGAAGACAAUGCUGGCACUGGAGGAGGGGGAGGAAGUUUUGUUUAUACUACAGCUGAUGUUUUGUUGCUGGCUGUCGGAGGAGGAGGGGGCGCUUCAAGUGGAUAUAAUGGUGUGGAUGGUCAGGCGGAAUCAAACGGCACCAGAAGUGUGGGGCAGGUCUUGUCACGAGUCCGAAAUGGAGGCACAGGUGGGCAGCCAGGUGAGUGUAACAGUGGGGGCGCUAACUACCAUGGAGGAGUGGGUGCGGGUUGGUUUGGUGAAGGCUGUUCCCGCCAAGGUUCUUCCCACGGGGAAAGAGGUGGAUCACGUACACAAGGCUGGAUCGGAGGUUUAGCUGGGGAUAUGAACAGUGGAAACAAUGGGGGCCCUGCACCAGGAGCAGUUGGUGGGUUUGGUGGUGGGGGAGGUGGAUCAGAGGAUAAUGGUGCAUCAGGCGGAGGUGGUGGGUACUCUGGAGGAGGUAGUGGUACCCAUCAGAAACAAGCCGGAGGUGGAGGAGGCUCAUACUGUAAUGGCGAAGAUUGUUCCGGUUUGACUGGUGGGAACUCGAAUGAUAAUGGCCUUGUACAAAUUAUAGAAUUGUAG